Messenger RNA from Saprolegnia parasitica CBS 223.65, 300 nucleotides. RefSeq lists its product as hypothetical. The record is from RefSeq and is a predicted model, not a curated record. Lineage: Eukaryota; Oomycota; Saprolegniomycetes; Saprolegniales; Saprolegniaceae. Gene Ontology annotation, molecular function: RNA binding. The transcript is spliced from 3 exons. The coding region runs from base 1 to 300 and encodes 99 amino acids.
AUGGCCCACCUCGUCUCCGUGCAGAACCUCGCGCCCGCCCUCACGAUCGAGCGGCUUCGCGCGGCCUUCAAGAGGUUCGGCAAGCUCGUCUCGGUCGACAUCCGCGACAAUGGCACUGGCGCGAUCGUGUACGAGAAAGCGACCAGCGUGAACAAGGCGACCAUGGCCAUGAACAACGCGGUCGUCCUCGGCAAGCGCAUGACGGUGGUGGCGGGCGAGUCGCAGGCGCCGGCGUCGUCCGGCGUGGCGGCGCCGCUUGCGGAGCGCGGCGCCACCGGCUUCGAGGCGUCGACACUGUGA